This is a messenger RNA of Hirsutella rhossiliensis, 1935 nucleotides long. Its product is annotated as impB/mucB/samB family domain-containing protein. Gene Ontology annotation, biological process: error-prone translesion synthesis; response to radiation. The record is from RefSeq and is a predicted model, not a curated record. NCBI's taxonomy places the organism in Eukaryota, Fungi, Ascomycota, Sordariomycetes, Hypocreales, Ophiocordycipitaceae. Gene Ontology annotation, cellular component: replication fork; nucleus; site of double-strand break. Bases 1 to 1935 code for a protein of 644 amino acids. Gene Ontology annotation, molecular function: DNA-directed DNA polymerase activity; damaged DNA binding. The transcript has 3 exons.
AUGGCGUCGUCGCCCGCCUGCGUUUCGUCCCCGGCUCACGCCGGCACAUGGCGACGCUCGCGUAUCACCUAUCGCCAGCUCGCACAGCUCGCCUCGUAUAGCCCAACGAAUCCUCUGCGCGUCGUGGCUCACAUUGACCUCGAUGCUUUCUACGCGCAAUGCGAGAUGGUUCGACUCGGCACCCCCGAAGAUAAGCCUCUUGCGGUCCAACAGUGGCAAGGCCUGAUUGCUGUCAACUAUCCAGCUCGCGAGUCUGGAAUCGGCCGCCACUGCAACGUGGAUGAGGCCAAGAAGCUGUGUCCGGAUCUGAUUGCCCAGCAUGUGGCCACAUGGCGCGAAGGUGAUCACAGGUGGGCCUAUCGUGAUGAUGCUGCCGCCAACAUUGCAUCCGACAAGGUCUCUCUCGACCCCUACCGCCUGGAGUCGAGGAGGAUCAUGGCUCUGGUCAAGGAGACACUGCCUCGACACCUACAGAAGGUGGAAAAGGCCGGCAUCGACGAGGUCUUUCUCGACCUAUCCGCUCACAUCCACUCCGUGCUGCUCGACCGCUUUCCCGAAUUAAGCAGCCCGCCGCCGUACAAUGACCCCACGGAGAUGUUGCCCCUGCCUUCCAUUUCGGCGCUAGAUUGGAAAGCCGAUGCCCUCGUCGACCUGGAAGAGGAAGAGGAAUCCCAGGAUCCCGACUGGGACGACGUGGCCAUCCUUGUAGGGUCCGAGAUUGUGCGUGAUGUGCGCGCCAGGAUUCGUGACAAGCUGGGCUAUACCUGCUCUGCCGGGCUAGCGAAUAACAAGCUGCUCAGCAAGUUGGGCUCCGGUUUCAGGAAGCCCAACCGUCAGACUGUUGUGCGGGCUCGAGCCGCUCAGCAGUUCCUCGCCGACUUCAAGCUUACCAAGCUUCGCAACCUGGGCGGCAAGCUUGGGGAUCAGGUGGUGUCUACGUUCCAUACCGACCGUAUCAAGGAGCUGCGGGAAGUGUCGCUGGACCAGUUCAAGGCGAAGCUUGGCGAUGAGACGGGAGUCUGGCUGUAUAACACUCUCCGAGGUGUCGACACGAGCGAGGUCAACUCGCGGACGCAAAUCAAGUCGAUGCUGUCAGCAAAGUCGUUCCGGCCCAGCAUCAACGGUGUGGAUCAGGCAGUCAAGUGGCUGAGAAUCUUUGUCGCCGACAUCUACGCUCGCUUGGUGGAGGAAGGCGUCUUGGACAAUAAGCGACGGCCGCGGACCAUCAACCUGCAGCAUCGCACCGCCGGACAGACCCGCAGCCGUCAGGGCCCCAUUCCGCAGGGCAAGGCGUUGGACGACGAAGUUCUAUUCCAGCUCGCCAAUGAGCUUCUGAGUCAAAUCGUAGGUGAUGGCAAAAUCUGGCCAUGUGCCAACCUGAGCCUCAGCGUGGGUGGCUUCCAAGACGGGGUCAAGGGCAAUCUGGGCAUUGGAGCCUUCCUCGUCAAAGGGGGCACACAAGCAGCCUCUGGCCAAUCUACUUCUUCCGACGACACGGCGGCACCUGAAGAACGGCUAAGCAAGAGACCUCGUAUCGAGGGCGGCGGGCUACAUCGAUUCUUUGCCAAGGCAUCUUACUCUGACGGCAGAGCACCCAAUGAGCAAAUCUCAGCCGUCGCAAGCGUGAUGGAUACAGAACACCACCAGGGGUCGGGAUGGCCGUCGCGGCAUCCAUCGCCUGCAGAACAGGAGCUGGCCGUCGCCUGCUUUCAGUGCUCACGGUGUGAAACCAGUUUCGAGGAGGCAGUGUCGUUGCAGAGCCAUGAGGACUGGCAUGUGGCAAAAGAUCUCCAGAAGGAAGAACGUGCUAGGCCGGUGCCCGCUCAGAGACCUCACCCGCCAAGCAGCGCCCUGCCCAAGGGGACCAGUGUGUCUACGAAACGUGGCCGAGGCGGCAAGCGCGAGCCAGGGCAGAAGAAGCUCGACUUUGGAUGA